CGCCCGCAGCGCGUCCUCCGUCGCGUGGCUGUCGCAGCCGACGAUGGCCGACGCCGCUGCCGCCGAGGCCUUCUUCGCCGCCGCGCCCGCGUCGCAGCCCGACGCCGCGACCGUCGCCGCGCUCGAGGCCUUCGCGCGCCGCGUGCGCGGUACGGAGCGCCCCCUCGCCGUCGUCACGGCGGGCGGCACGACCGUGCCCCUCGAGGCGCGCACGGUGCGCUACAUCGACAACUUCUCGACGGGCAACCGCGGCGCGGCGCUCGCGGAGUGUCUCCUCGAGCGGGGCUACGCCGUGCUCUUCCUGCACCGGGCGACGUGCGCGUUCCCCUUCGCGCGGCGCCUCGAAAAGGCGCUCCGCGCGGACCCCGGGGCCGCGCUCGCCGCGGUCGCCGCGGGCGACGCGGCCUACGCAGCCGGCGCGGCGGCGCUCCGCGACGGCGCGCGCUUCGCGGCGGCGCCCUUUUCGUCCGUCCACGCCUACCUCGGCCUCCUCCGCGCCGCGUGCGCCGCGGUCGCGCCGCUCGGGCACCGGGCCGUCGUCGUCUGCGCCGCGGCCGUCAGCGACUUCCACGUCGCGACGCCGCCGGAGCACAAGAUCCAGAGCACCGGCGGCGCGGGCCUGACGCUGGAGCUCGACGCCGUGCCCAAGAUGCUCGGGCUCCUCAAGCCCUGGGGCGCGUCUUGCGUCGUGUCGUUCAAGCUCGAGACGGACGCGGCGCUCGUCGACGCCAAGGCGGCGGCGGCGCUGGAGCACUACGGCGUCGACGGCGUCGUCGCGAACCUGCUCGACUCCUACGCGACGCGCGCGACGGUCCACGCGCCGGCCGCGUUCGACGCGCCGCUGCGCCUCGAAGACGCGCGGGGCGUCGACGGGGCGCUCGCGGACGCGAUCGUCCGCAUCCACGGCGCCGCGGGCGCGCCGCCGCCGCCGGACCCCCUCGCCGUGCGCCUCGUCGACGAGGUUCAUGUCGAUGUUUGUAUCGACGCGCUCCUCGCGGCCGCCCGCGCGGACGUCGACCGCCGGUUCGGGACGCCCCGACCAAACUUUGACAUGCUCGAGCUCGUCGACGUCGAUUCGGCGGAGUUUUGGACGAAUCGAUCGCUCUCAGCGAGGUCUCGGAGCACGGCCGAAGAGCUCGCGUCGAAACCGUUCGAUGACGCGCGCGAAGUCGGGUUGCAUAUGUUUGUUUCCCGCCCAGGCGGCCGCGGACGGCGGCGACGCGUGCCUCGACGCGAAGCUCGCGGCCGGCGUCGCCGUCCACCACGUCGCCGCCGCGGCCUGCGGCGUGCCGUCGUGGCGC
Molecule: messenger RNA, 1301 nt
Organism: Aureococcus anophagefferens
Lineage: Eukaryota; Pelagophyceae; Pelagomonadales; Pelagomonadaceae
Exons: 2
Biological process (GO): coenzyme A biosynthetic process
Cellular component (GO): cytoplasm; nucleus
Molecular function (GO): phosphopantothenate--cysteine ligase activity
Source: RefSeq, a predicted model, not a curated record